Messenger RNA from Exophiala dermatitidis NIH/UT8656, 2643 nucleotides. RefSeq lists its product as uncharacterized. The record is from RefSeq and is a predicted model, not a curated record. The coding region runs from base 244 to 2076 and encodes 610 amino acids. NCBI's taxonomy places the organism in Eukaryota, Fungi, Ascomycota, Eurotiomycetes, Chaetothyriales, Herpotrichiellaceae. The transcript has 2 exons.
GAAUGGACGUCGUCGAAGUUGCAACUGAUCGAUCUCGUCGUUCAUAGUCGAGCUGGACGAGCCUCAAACCUGUGACUCUCGGCUAGCUCCUCUAAUACCUAAGGGAACACGACCCGUCGCCGUUGAGAGUCCCAUCACCAACCCCCAUCACCACAAGUGUCGGCCCCUUUUGCGCCCGCUCUCGCCAGCAGCCUCCCCUAACAGCAUGUGUCGACUGCUGCGGACACGCACACGAUUCCAUGCAUGAAUCGAUCAAUCCAUAACAAGAGCCAUGUCCACGGCAUGAUAAGGUCGCGAAAGUUUCUGGUCCUCAUCUUUCUGGUCUCGGCCAUUGCCUUCACGACAUUACUUCUGCGACGAUCCCCGAGGCUAGAGGAGUCGGCCGCCUCGCUUUUUCAUGGACACCAUGCGCACGAGGAGAACCAGCCACUCCUACCGGCGAGUUCUCUGUUACAUCCGAUCCACCAGCUAGUCAGUGAGGCCGAGAGCGAGUUCCAAACCGUACGGGCUCGACAGUCGCGGUCCCUUCGCGAUGCGGUAGCCGAGUAUCGUAGGCGGUAUAAGAUGCCGCCACCGCCACACUUUGACAAAUGGUUCGCGUUUGCGCAGAAGCGAGGAGUCGAGCUCAUCGACGAAUACGACACCAUAUACCAUCAACUGCAGCCAUUUUGGGCGCUGGAGCCGGCGGUGAUUCGGGAGCGAACAAGAGAAGCGAUAGGGUACGACAAUGCGUUGAUCGCCGUAACGAUUCGGGAUGGCAAGGUUGUGACGAUGGAUGGCGGUGGUGACAGGUAUCAGUGGCAUAGGGAGGCGACGCCCGUCAUGUUGGAGAAUUUCAUCAAAUAUCUUCCGGACAUGGACCUGGCGUUCAACAUCCACGACGAACCGAGAGUGGUGCUUCAGAACGACGAUCUCCAACAUCAUGUUCAGGUUGCGACAGACGAGAAUAUCCCCCGAGCCUACGGCAAUCAAAAACUGAAGAAUCAGUGGUCUCCAAGGCCGGAGGAUUUGGGCGAGGGCAUCCGCAUCAAAGAGUACAAGACGACCCGGUUCAAUCGGUACGCGCACCAAGCUACAUGGAGUGAUUCGCGAAUGUCAUGUCCUCUCGAGAGUGCUGCGCGCUAUUGCCUCAACGACUCCUGUCCCGACAACACUGCGGCAUACUCGGGGCUUCCAUUAGGUUUCGUCCGCAACACGACCGCCUUCUCCGACAUCUGUAACUCGCCGAGCAUGGAAAAGUCGUUUGGCUUUUUCGACCGACCUAACGCCUUUGAUGUGACGCACGACCUGUUUCCUAUUUUCUCGCAGUCUAAAAUCUCCAGCUUCCAGGACAUUCUGUAUCCUUCCCCCUGGUACUACAUGGGCCGAGUGAAAUACGAACCGGAAAGAGACAUGCCGUGGGACGAGAAAGCUCCCACCAUGUACUGGCGCGGAAGCACGACGGGCGGGUUCUCCCGCGACGGCGGUUGGAGACGUCAACAUCGACAACGGUUUCUGAUGAAGAUCCAGCCGACAAACACUGUCAAAAUUCUAGAGCUCGACAACUCUUCCAGCACCGAGACCAUGUGGCGUGAGAAGGAAAUCUCCGCCGCCGAACUGUCUCAUUACUUCGACGUCAAGUUCACCUAUAUCGGCCAAUGUGACCCGGGUGACUGUGACGCGCAGCGCGAGUACUUCGGCACCGUGGAGCCGGUCAACAUGUUCGACGCGUUCGGGUCCAAACAUUUGUUAGAUAUUGACGGCAAUGCCUUUUCCGGUCGAUACUAUGCUUGGCUUCUGAGUAAUAGUCUGGUGUACAAGCUGGCCGUGUUCCGUGAGUGGCAUGACGAGUGGUUGAAGCCCUGGGUGCAUUAUGUUCCGGUCGGCUUGAUUGGCGACGAGUACGCUGAGACCAUGCGAUACUUUGACCAGGAGGAGAGCGGCAAGGUCGAGGCUAAACGUCUUGCUUCUCAGGGUCGCGCUUGGGCCCAGAAAGUGCUGAGGAACGAGGAUUUGGAGGUCUGGUAUUUCAGGUUGUUGCUUGAAUACGGCCGCUUGAUCGAUGAUAACAGGUACAAUAUUGGCUUCAGCCUGUGAAAUGCAGCUUUUCGAUCCCACUUCCAGUUUAUGGGCCAGGCGAUGAGGCUGGCGACCAGUGGACGAAAGGCAUUACUUCGUUUGCUUCACAUUGUACAGUACAGAACAGAACAGAACAGAACAGAUCUUGCCUGGAAUGAAAAAAAGAGAGAGACAGCAGUCCUGCCCGGUGUUGCAAGGGUUGGAAUCAAAUGAGACAGAUAAGUGAUGUACAGGUCUCAUGUUCAUUUCAGAAGUCAUGGCCAGAGUCAGUCGGACGAAGAUCAAGAUCAGCUUCCCCUGCCUCCUGUUCCUUUUCCACUUGCACAGCGGUACCGUCAAGUUGAAGAGCCAGUAGUAAGAUUAAUGACCCUGCCUGGACUCGAUUAGACUGGGCCUGACUUUGUCCUGAAACCUCCUUUGUACAUACCGUAUUCUUUUCCUUUCUUGUAGACUCAGUUUCUACAUGUAUGAUACGAUUGCGCAAAGUUGGGCUGGUUCUGGUGCUGGUUCAAGUCUGUACAUAAUAAAUGCAGGGUUGUACACAUAUCUUAUAUAUACCAGUAUUUCUACCUGUUGGUCUGCCUG